Molecule: messenger RNA, 1176 nt
Organism: Talaromyces marneffei
Lineage: Eukaryota; Fungi; Ascomycota; Eurotiomycetes; Eurotiales; Trichocomaceae
Exons: 4
Coding region: 1-1176 (391 amino acids)
Biological process (GO): DNA recombination; double-strand break repair
Cellular component (GO): nucleus
Molecular function (GO): DNA binding
Source: RefSeq, a predicted model, not a curated record
AUGCCAGCAGGAAGCAAGGACUGGGUGAUCCGUAUCCCCAGGUCCGACAAUGCCAAUGAAUUCGUACUUGUAUACAUAGCUCCCUCUGGCAAAACAGCAUUGGACCUGAAGUUCAUCGCGACUGAAGGAGAGAAUCCAUAUGUAGGGUCAUUGCGACAAUCGCGUCUUAAGGAUAUCCGCGCAAAGAACUUUCAAGGGACCGAUCAAGAGCUUGAACAGAUACUGAAAUCUGUGCUCAGAAUCCAAAUUGAUACAUCUCAAUUAGGACCAAAGCAGGAUUCUGAGAUCGAGGCCACGGCUUUGAUAAAGGCGAAGGACGAGGUUAAUGAGCUGGUGAUUAACGUUCGUAAAAAGAUUGAUAGCAUCACUCAACGCGUCGCAACUCUAACACUAUCCCAAAACGAUGACCAAACCAUCGAACUCUUCGAAUGGAUGGGCCUCAUGCUCUCACGCACAGAUGUAUACGAGCACCAAAUCUCAACUCUAACCACCCAACUGCAAGCCGCUGAAAAAUCCAUCAAGGACCUUAAAACCAGCCUUGAUGAUUUGGUGCAGUCCAAGAGGGAGCAUGAAAACAUGCUGCUAGGAAGUUUUGCGCAGGUUCUUAAUGAGAAGAAGCUCAAGAUCAGGAAUCAGCAGAGACUCUUGGCGAGUGCGAAUGUUGAUUCUGAGAAGGCGCGAGAAUUGGAAUCAACCAUGGACCAAGAAGAAGAAGAAGAAGCCCCGAAAAGUCGACGCAACAAACGCAAAGCCCCAGCCCGACAACAAGACAAUGAGCCAUCAGAUUCAGAUGACGAAUUCGAGAAAAUGGACAUCGACAAGCCAACCCCCUCUCGAAGAGGUGUCGCUGCUGCUAAGGCCCAAGCAGAAGAGGAGGAAGAGGAAGAGGGAGUUGAGGAAGAUGAAAGACCCGAAACGCCUCAACCAUUAGAAGAAGAGACUGAAUCAGAGGCUGAGGAGGAGAGAAUGGCAUCUCCUCCGGACGAGCAACCACAGAAAUCUUCACGUCCGAAUUUGACCAGAGCGGCUGAUCCGCCACCUCCCCCGAGGAGAGACUUGCCAUUUUUGCGCAGAGGUAAAGGUGCCGAUACUGCUAAACGGGAGACGGAGAAGGUGCGUAAGCCAGAUGAAACGGGUGAAGCUACUGGAGGAGAAACGGAUGAUGAUGAGCUGUAA